Messenger RNA from Schistosoma turkestanicum, 7291 nucleotides. Lineage: Eukaryota; Metazoa; Platyhelminthes; Trematoda; Strigeidida; Schistosomatidae. The record is from the annotation of a GenBank genome assembly.
AUUUGAUCUAUCAAAUGUUCAAUACAAUUCUGAUUUAUCAUAUCAAAUUGAAUCGAUUUUGUUAGCUGGCUCUGCUAUCUCUUUAUUUUCUAUGGCACAGAUUAACGCGAAAUUUGAUCGUGUCAUGAUGAAUUGUUUGGACGGGAUCGGAAUGCAUGGACCGUCGCAUUUUCUACAUUCUAGUAGUGAAGAUAUGCGAUGUGUUAAAGAUGAUUAUUCGAAAAAUUUUAUUCAUGAUUGUCCUACUGGACAUCAACUCAAUCAAUUUAUUACAGGAAAUGAUCAAGAAGAUGAUAUUUAUGCUCCAGCAUUUUUAAAAUUCGAGUCUAAUGUUACUGGUAUGGCAAUAACCGCUGUAUCACAAGAAUUCACAGUUGCAAUAUUUACAACAGAUGAUGGCUAUCUAUACAAGUAUGAGCUUCUCAGUCUUGAUAAAGCACAUCUUUUAGGGUCGCUACAAUUAGUUCCAAAUGGUCAACCAAUAACAAGCUUAGCGUUAGACCAUACUGGAACAAUAGCAUUUGCAACAUCAUUUCAUAAGGUUUUUCGCAUUGAGUUAUUCAAUUGUUCAGCAUAUUUAACAUGUCAGUCAUGUUUAAAGGCUCGUGAUCCUUAUUGUGGUUGGUGUAUAGCAGAAGGCCGGUGUUUACUGUUUCACCAAUGUCCUUUAGUAAUGUCUCGUGUAAAAUCAUCUAAUGAUCUCAAAAAGAAACGAUCUCCAAACAAGUAUUCUGGUAACAAAUAUUCCUCAUUAGACCCAAUUUAUUGGUUACACUAUAAUACUUCAACUAAUAAAUGCCCAGUAAUUAGACAAGUUAGUCCGCCUGGUAUUCAAAUGAGCACAACCCCUAUGGUUACUUAUGCUAACCAGGACAGUCAAUACUAUCAGCAGAACAUAAUUUUGAGUUUAGAUGCAAUUCUUUCUGAGAACCUCCCCAAUUCUGAUUGGUCAGAAGGAUUUUUCUCUAAAACUCAACCUCAUCAAAUAAAUUCCUUUGGGGACUUUGAAAGUCUACACCAUCCGUCACUUGAUGAAAGUAGUGUUAAUGCUAAUUCACAGUUGUUUUGCAGUUUUCGAGAAGCACCAACAUCAAUUCUUCAAAUGGAAUCUUUGAUUUCUGGAACCCUUUCAAACCUCGAUUUAAAUAAGAUUUUGUUAAAUGUUACUCGCACACCACUACUCGCUAGAACUGCUGUGAAAUUGUUUUACUCGUCUGGAAAACCUGUAGAAGCACAUUGCUUGUCUCCAGUAGUACCAUCACGAUUACCUCAGCUUGAGGAUGGUAAAGCUUCUCUACCUUUGUUAUUAUGGCUAGAAAAAGUAAAGACAACUGAUGUAGAUCCUGAUAAUGUUGGUGCACUUGCACCUGCUCUAUUUGCUAUUUAUGAUUGUUCUCAGCUUAAAGAUUGUCAGUCUUGUUCACGAAGUCGAUUUGUAUGCGCAUGGUGUUUAUUUGAAGAUCGAUGUGUUCCUGUUUCUCCAACAUUAUCUUCAGAUGGACAAAUAACGAAUACUGUAUGUAAAGAUUCUUUCUCGAAGUCUUCUGAAAAAAUUAAUCCUCCAUUCGGUAUUAUUCCUCCUGGUCAUGCUGACGACUGUCCACGUUUUAAGGGGUCUAUCGAAAGAAUCACCCUAACUAAUGGUUCAUCGCUUUCUGUUAACUUCUAUGUUUCAAAUGUUCAAAAACAACAAAUUGUUGGAUUUAGUUGCGCAGAAAAUUGUACAAAUCAACAGGUUCGCGCUUCGUUUAAUCCAUCUAAUUCAACGGUGUUCUGUCAUAUAGAAGUGAUUAAUCUGACAGAACAAUUAAGUACUCGUCUGUUGCAAAACAAUCAUAACCAACAAUCACAUGAUGCAGCUGUACUAUGUGGCUUAGAUCUUUAUUGGCACGGAUUGAAUGAUCAUGAUGAAAAAGGUCACCGUAUGGUGAAUGAAGAUCAAGUUCAAGUGGAGGUUUAUGCAUGUGAAUGGUUAGCAGAUUAUUGUGAUAAAUGUUUAGAUCUUCCUUCACGAUUCGAUUGUACCUGGUGUAUUUCUGCUCAGGAUUAUGAGAAUAAAAACAUACUCAAAGAAGGUAAAUGUCGUACUCGAAAUUCAUGCAUUGAACGUAAAUACUUCAAUGGUUCUACAAUUCUACGCCAGUACUCUUUUCGACCAGGUGAUGUAUGCCCAAAUCCUGAAAUCUUAUCACUUUCUCCAACGAAUGGCACUUUGACAGGACAACCGAUACUUACCAUUACUGGUCGAAAUUUGGGUCGUAAUGCGAUGGACAUAGUAGAAGUCUUUUUAGAUCUCCAACCGAAAAUCCAAUGUACUGUUUUAUCGGAAACAUAUCAGCAUUCAUAUAAAUUUAUGUGUAAGCUUGUUGCAGCAACUCAUUUGUCACUGCCUGUUUCUAGUAAAUUAAAGGUUGUGAUAAGCAACAAACGAUAUGAAGCAUUCUCACCGGUUUUUCACUUCGCUGUUCCCCAUUUAAUACACGCAACACCUCAACGUGGACCUAAAGCAGGCGGGACUCGAUUAUAUUUGUCAGGUACUAACUUAAACAUUGGAGGCCAGCGCGCUGUUUAUUUAUACCUCCCAACAAUCAGCGGGACAAGUGAUGAGUCUCAUAGAGAUCGAUUUUCAGAAUCAGAUGUUCGAGUGAAAUGUGAAAUCGAACAAGAAUCAGAAACAUUAAUUAUUUGUUUAACUGGUCCAUUGCUUAAAGAAACAAUCAGUAAAAUGAUUAGUAAAAAACAAUUUAAACGACAUGCAUUAUUUGUAAACUCGAACAUGAAUGAUAACAACAAUAAAACAUUAACACCCCCCAAAAUAGCAACACCUCAACCACCGCCAACAACAACAACAACACUAAUCACAAAUGAUGAACAUCAUAUACCAUUAUCAUUAAUAAUGAUGCAUGAUAUGACUUCAACUUAUCUAUCACAUUCAUUUUCAUUUAUUUAUACACCGAAUCCUUAUAUAUUGGAAGUUUUACGACAAAAUGUUUUAGUUGGAGGUGGAACUACCGUCAGAGUUUUUGGCUCUUAUCUAUUUGUAGUUGAAGACCCUAGAUUAGUCUUUUAUUAUAAUGGUUCUGAGUACAGCAUGAGUUGCCUUAUUUCCUCAAAUGAACAACUGGAUUGUUUGAGUCCUUCCCUUGUUGUAUUUCAAGAUACUCCUUUGGUGAAAGAAGAUGUGAAUAGUAAACACGUAUAUAUAAAUGAAAAGCUUGAUAAUUCAAUACAGUCUAGCACUAGUGUUUCGAUAAAUAGAAAGCAACCUGUCACUUCUCGUUUAACAAUAUCUCAACCACUGGUACUUUCUCAACUGAAAUCAAACCGUGAGUUUUACCACUCUGCUUUUACAUCACAUACACCUAAUUGGCCAACUGAAGUACCAUAUGGUUUUAUUAUGGAUGGUGUACAUCAACUUCGCAUAUUUGGUCUUAUCAAAGUAUAUCAAGAUCCUGUUGUAAUUCCAUUUCCUGAUGGUAUUCGUGUGGAAAAUCUUGAUGAUUAUUUAACAGAUGAUCUAAUCAACGAUCAACAUAUUGUUGAAAUGAAUGGUUAUCCAAGUCAAAUAUCUAAUCAAUCAUUGGAACUAUCAUCUCAAUCAGUUUCAUUAACAAAUCCUCAUAAAUUAUCAAAUCAAAUAAAUUAUCCUAGUGUUAAACAAUUAAUUCGAAUUCAUGGUCAUUUUGAUGCGCUUGUUCAUGCUCCAGAACUAGCUAAACCUGAUGAAUUAAUUGUAAGAGUAGGUGAUUCAUUAAUUUGUGAAGUUAAUUCUAUUAUGCUGACAGAAAUACGUUGUGAUUUAGAUAGAAGAACAAUUAUAAAACAUCAAGACUAUCCUGUUGAAGUCCAAUUUGGACAUUUUCUUAUUUAUCGUCCUGGCUCUGUUCGUUUUGUUGCUUUACGUCAAGCAGCAUUACGCAGUCAAAUUAUCAUGUUAUUUAUUGGUCUUCUGUUAAUUUUAAUCUUUGUUUGCUUGAUUGGAUUUAUUCUUUGGCGACGUUUUAUGCAACAUCAAAGAAAUUAUCAAGCUAAACUUGAUGAAAAAUAUGCUGAACAUGAAAAUCGUGUUGUUCGUAUAUUUAAAGAAGAUUUCAUGGAAUUACAAACAAGUAUGCAAGAAUUUUCUCAGGAAGUGAAAAAGCAUAAUCUACCUUAUCGAGAUUAUAGAACAUUUUGCCUAUUUUCCUUAUUCCCUGAAUAUCAUUGUGAAUUAAUGAAUCCAAUUAAUCCACAUGUAUCCAUUCCAUUGUUAACUAGAACUGAUCUAACAGUUAAAUCAUUGAAUAGUGUAAAUUUAUCAAGUGCAUUUGUGCCACCUCAUCCAUUACUAUCACCUUUCACAGUUCAUAUUCGAGCACAUGAUGAUGCAACCAAAGGAAUCUCGUUAUUUCAUGCACUUUUAUGCAAUCGUCAAUUUUUAUAUCUUUUAAUUCAUUUAAUUGAAGAGGAUAAAAACAUAAUGGCUAAAGAUAAAUCUCGUAUUGCUUCUCUACUCUGUGCAGCUUUACAACCAAAAAUGGAUUAUUUGACAAGUGUAAUGUUUGAUUUAAUGACUGAUUUUUUGUAUCAACUUCAUCUUCAAGGCGAUACACGUUUAGCUACUGCUUUUCGACGUGCUGAAACUAUUGUUGACAAAAUUUUAUCUAACUGGUUAACAUUUCUUUUAUAUAAAUUUAUUAAAAAUAGUGUUGGUGAAAAUUUAUUCUAUUUUUAUCGAGCUCUUCUACAACAAAUCAAUAUGGGUCCACGUGAUGCUAUCACUGGGAAAGCUAGAUAUACAUUAGAUAGUUCAUCAUUACUUCAAACAGAAAUGACUGGAAAGCAAAUUACACUUUAUGUUGAAGAUCCUCAAAAUUUAUUUGGUUUUUCUACUUCAUCUAUUUCUGUCAAAGUACUUGAUUGUGAUACAAUUACUCAAGCUAAAGAGAAAAUUUUAGAUGCUAUCUAUAAAAAUAAACCAUAUUCAAAACAAAUUAAAUCUAUACAAUUAGAAUUGAAGAGAUUGGAUGAACAACGAGUUAUCGCGCAAAACCCUGAAAAUGAAUUCUUCACUAAUCAAAUUUUAUCAGAUUGGGAUGUAAAAAUCCGUUCGAAUCCAUCAACUUCAAUUGCUCAUGAAAAGUUACCAUUUCGAUUGAACUGUAUUGCAGAUUAUCAUCUUAAAGAUAAAUCACAUGUUGCACUGGUUAGUUGUGAAUUUACUCAAUCAAAUCAUAGUCAUUUCACAUCGGAUGUAAUACAAUCUAAUGAUUUUCAAACUCAAUCAACAAUAACUCAAAAUUCACGUUUUCUUAUUGAUCCAGUUCUUCAUGUACCUCCUGUAUCUCGUCCACUACCACCAAUCAUCUCUCCUACUGAUGCUACAACGUCAGUCAAAAAUAAUACGGACCAGUUAAAGACUAUCACAAGCCCUACAUCUAAUGUUCAUAUUAACAAUGAUCAAUUAAAUCUGUCAAAAUUCUCUACUCCAUUUGAAGAAUCUUUUUGUUUUCGUCCAGUUGGAACUCCUGAUCCUAAAUUGUGGUAUCAUUUAGAGUGGACAGGUAACCACAAUGAUAAUAUCAUGGAUGCUAGUGGAGUGAUUAAGAGAUCCAGUAAACUCCUAAAUAAAAGAUCUAGUAAUCUGCAACGUUUGUUUUGCACAUGCACACAUACAGAUGACUAUUCUCAUGUAAAUGACUGUUCAAGUAAUAAAGACGAUACUACAACACGUAAUUUACAUGAAAAUGAAAUAAAUAAAAUAUGUUCAGGAUGCACAACACGUUAUCCUCUUUUAUCACCUCCCGAGGUGAAUUCUAUAAAGAAUCAUGAUAUUUUACUAUCAGUCAAUAAUUCCAAAUGUUUGAAAAAGUGGAAAAAACAUCACAAUCGCUUGAAACAUAGAAAAGAUAGAUCAAAACAUUCCGUUUUCAAAGGAGAUAAAAAUGAAUUAAUGCUAUCUGAAACUUCGAAAAGUUUGGAUCAUCUCAUUGAAACAUUACCAAAAGAAGUGUUCUUUAAUCGUCUUUUGUUAACACGUUUGUCUGUUACAAAGUAUAUGGAUAAAUUAUUCGAAGUCAUAUUUAGCAGUGUUGUACAAUCGCAUAGUUUACCAGCUCCAAUUAAAUAUCUUUUUGAUUUUUUGGAUGAUAAAGCAAUUAAACUAGGUGUACAUGAUUCGAAAAUAGUUCAUGCUUGGAAAUCUAACUGUAUACAAAUGCGCUUCUGGAAUCAAUUUAUUACCAAUCUGGAUUAUAUAUUUGAUAUUCCGUUGUUACGUAACACUGCAUUAGAACGUUCAUUUCAUGCAUUCAGUCAUGCGAUGACUUAUGCAUGUGCACCAAAUAAAGAAAAAAUAACUAAAGAUUCAUCUUGUGUAAAACUGCUUUUUGCUCCGGACAUUUCUCAACAGUGGAAUAGAGUGCAUAAUUAUUAUCGUGAAAUUAAAGCUUUACCUACAGUUGAACAAGAAACAAUGAAUAAUCUCUUACGACAACAUUCUCAUAAUCAUUCUAACGAUUUCAAUGUAUCUUGGGCAGUUUUUGAAUUGUACACAAAAUAUGUUAGAAAUUAUCAAGAUAUGCUCAUAGCUCAUUUACAACAAGAUGUCAUCAAUCGAUCAUUUAGUAAUUAUGGUAUAUCAAAAUCAAACCCCUUUGAAAAAUCCUUUAUGUCUACAAACACAGAAUGGAAUCCUGUUCAAAUUAUUCAAAUGCUUAUUGAAAUUAAACGAUGUUUAGAUAAUGUACAUACUAUUCAAACAUCAACUAAUGAUCAAUAUCAUUAUCAACCUCAUCAUCAUCAUAAUACAACACAUCCUAAUGUUAAUUCAUUUUCACCGAAUUCUACAAUAGCUGGUGAUAUUUCUGUACCGUAUGAUUCAGCAACGGCAAUUUUUCACUCUUCUGCUGUUGCUGCUGCCGCUUCUGCUUCUGCUACUGCUACUGCUACAACUACAAAUAUUGAUGUUGGUAAUUUCUCUCAAACAUCAUCUGCUCUAAGUCAAACUGCAACUGAUCGUUUAGAUACACUUUGUUCAUAUAAUACAUUAACUACAGAAUUUGCUGGUGAUGAAACUAGUCGAUCUGCACAUCAUUAUUAUUAUCAUCAUCAUUAUUAUCAUUAUCAUUCAAAUGAAGAUACACAAAUGAAUAACAAUGCCACUACUACUAAUAAUAAUACUACUAAUAAUGAUAAUAAUAAUAAUGAUUCACCAAACAAACUAACUGAUUUAUCUGCUCAUUCUACAGCAAUCAGUACAAAUGAUACUUAUGCAGAUAGUAUUUCCAAGUCGAAAGAUCCGUUAACUUAA